Messenger RNA from Morone saxatilis (striped sea-bass), 2929 nucleotides. Its product is annotated as F-box only protein 44-like. Gene Ontology annotation, cellular component: cytoplasm; SCF ubiquitin ligase complex. Bases 571 to 1419 code for a protein of 282 amino acids. Gene Ontology annotation, biological process: glycoprotein catabolic process; SCF-dependent proteasomal ubiquitin-dependent protein catabolic process. NCBI's taxonomy places the organism in Eukaryota, Metazoa, Chordata, Actinopteri, Moronidae. The record is from RefSeq and is a predicted model, not a curated record. Gene Ontology annotation, molecular function: protein binding; ubiquitin protein ligase activity. The transcript has 6 exons.
UAUUGCUUAUAUCCGGCGUACACCGUAAUCCCACUCGGGCGGAGUCAGCAGCACACUGACAGUCUUCGGCACUUGGCUAAAUGGGAGCUCGUCAAUCGCUGCUGUCGACUAUGGCAACUGAGUGUGCUGCGUUAUUUCCUCCACUGACUCCGUCGGCGUCUCUUAUGUCCAGCUCGAGUAUCCUGGGAUGAAUAACGAGCGCCACCGCGAGAGACGCUUAGCUAGGAAUGUCUUGUGGGAAGUAACGUUAUGAUACAUCAAAUGGCGUAUAAAGAAGUAAAACCGAUAGUGACGGUGGUCAUUUAGCUACAUUUAGGUUGAUAGGAAACGUUAGUAUUGUGGCUACUUUUACUUCACCUAGAAGAAACACUUCCGCGUUGUGUGUUAUCGGUUAUCGGUUAUAAAUAAGUGCAUACCGUGUGUGUGUGUGUGUGUGUGUGUGUGAGUGUGAGUGUGUGAACUACAUUUAAGCGGUUACACGCGUGUUAUUCUUCCCUAAGGUCAAGAGGAGAUUGUAGGUGCUUGUGAAGAAGCACUGCAACAAAACACUAUCCUGGGUCUGUCCGAGGCAUGACGAGGAAAGCUAAAGCUAUGGGAACAACUCAGAGCUCAGAUUCAACCUCAAGACGGAGUGACAGUGCGGGGACAGACCCCUCAACGUCGGGACAGGGAGAACUGUUACCUGUCCCUCUGGACAUUGUGGAGGAGAUCUUCCUGAAUCUUCCUCCCCAUCUGGUGGUUUGUGUUUGUCGGUUGGUGUGCCGUCAGUGGAAAGAAGUGGCCGACAGUGAAUCUUUCUGGAAAGAGAGGUGCAGAAGAGAAGGAUAUCGCCUCCGGGACGCUUCCAAAAUACCUGAAGACUGGAGGUUGUUUUACUUCCUGUGCAAGCAAAGAAGAAAUCUGCUCAAGAAUCCAAGAGCAGAAAAUGAAAUGAACAACUGGCACAUAUUGGAGAAUGGUGGUGAUAACUGGACAAUAGAGGACGUUAUGACGCCACAUCCAAAUGAGACAGUCAAGAAAAACUUUGUGACCUCUUUCCAAACGUGCAAGAAGAUGCAGCUGAUUGAUUUGGGGAUGGAAGGUUACAACCCAUCGUUUAUGGAUCAAUUCCAGCCAGACAUCAGAAUAUCUGAUUGGUAUGCACCACGAUGGGAUUGUGGCAGUGAGUACGAGAUCCAUGUAGAGCUGCUGAAUCAAAGAAAGAGACCCAUCAAGACGUUUUCCCCUGACACUAUUUACUUUGAGCAGUGGAGCGAUCAGAAAUGGAAUCAGAUGACCUAUGUAUUCAAGAACUAUGGAAAAGGAGUGAGAUACAUCCGUUUUACCCACGGAGGCAAGGACACACAGUUCUGGGCAGGAUGGUAUGGAAUUCGUGUUACCGACAGCUGCGUUGAGAUAUGUCCAGCAAUGGACACGUAGUUCUUUGGGAUUCAUCUAAUGCCCGCUUCCUGCCUUUGCCAGAACUUGCAAAAUUGCACAGUCUUGUUUGCCUUAUCUGUCUAUCUAUCUGUAGUCAUUUUACAUGUUAAACAAAUGUUUUUUCUUGGAUCCUCAUACGCAUACAGUACGUUUGCAGUGAGCUCAUUUUACUACCAAGGAGCCAUUAUGGUUCCCUGGGAACAGAGUUCAGUUUGAGAACAGCCAUAAUAUAUUUCACCUUCAAUAUUAAACGUUCCUUAUUUUUAAUCAAAAUGUACAGUCAAGCUUGAAUUAAAUUACCUGCUGUGUUUUCGUACACCAACUGUAAUGGAAAGUGGUUGAAAAAGAUGCCAUAUACAUUAUGUAUACAGUAUGUAGGCUUCUCUGUGUAUUCUUUAAGGUGGGGUGAUUAUAAUGUGUAAGUUAUAUGAAGGAAUCAGUUCUGACAUCCAUGAUAAGACCGUAAUGAAUGCUACAUGGCCUUGGAAAAAGAAAAUUCAAAAAGUUGAUCUCUCAGCUCACAAGGGAAUCUGUCUAUGAAUGCUAUUAUAAUACUACAGCAUUGCUGUUUGACAACCCAGCCUGAAUUUAAUAUUCUUUGCACUGUUAUGUAAUGUGUAAAUUAUGACGCUAAAGAAUUGUAGAACUGUUUUUUGUUGCAGAAUCUGUUUUAUUUUGGAUUUCCUCGCACCACAUCAUCUUUAGAAAGUUUGUAACCUGUAUUUACAUAACCAUCAAGUCAGACAACAUGUAUUUGAAAUUAGGUUUAUUCAUAUUAAUACUGGUUACAUUGUGAUGCAAGAUACAGUACAAAUUUGAUGUCAAAUUGAAUAAAAGAAGAAACUAAUUUUCUUACUUACUUUCUCUUAACAUUUUCCUGGUUAAUUUCAGUGUCAUCUGGGCUUCUCUACAUCUCAGUAUCAGUAAUGCACACAUUGUAUUCAGUCAAUAAGUUAUGAGUUUUUUUCACUGUAAUUAUAAAUUCAAGCCCAUCAUUCAGGCAUGGACAUAGCAAAAGACAAAUGCAAAUAGUGCUAGUUCAGUCACUCAGAAAUAUUCACAGGGUCUCAAACAAUGCAUUCUAAGAACCGUCAAUGACUUCAUGAUGCUGCAGCGUAGCAGCAGCAAGUAUCUUCAGUUUAUUAACCUGGGGUUAUCAGCUGAAACACUCCUACAAAGUUUAAACAUUGCAACUUUUGAUAUGCAUUCGUCACCUUCUUGUGACCUCACUUCUGUAACAAAAAUUAAUGACUGGCAAACUUUUGUGCUCCAACUCCUCAUGUGUCGUUACUUAAAUUGACAAUGACUAUUUCUGAUACGCGACUUCCAAAAGGAGGUAGAGCUCUACUCUGACAAGUGUCAAUUUAUUGAAGUCUUCUUUUGGCAAACUAGAACUAUGUUGGAUCAUAGCCUAGAAAUGUCAUUUUAUAUCAAAUAUUACUUGGAUCUGCCUGGAGGCAAUAUUAACAUUGAAUAUGAAAAAUGUAAAAAAUACAGCUACUUUUAUUAA